Mustela erminea (ermine) is the source of this 1525-nucleotide messenger RNA. Its product is annotated as cytosolic carboxypeptidase 3-like. Gene Ontology annotation, biological process: proteolysis. Lineage: Eukaryota; Metazoa; Chordata; Mammalia; Carnivora; Mustelidae. Gene Ontology annotation, molecular function: metallocarboxypeptidase activity; zinc ion binding. The record is from RefSeq and is a predicted model, not a curated record.
UUAUGCCAAGUUUUCCAGACUUGGGGUUGUGGUGAUCCCGGGGUUGAGACUGAAGUCUCUUAAUACUGGAGGAGGUGUCUUCUCUGUUGCCUGACCUACCUACAUAAUAAAUUUCAAGCCAGACAUUGGAAGAAAUGUCAGAAGAUUCAGAAAAGGAAGACUAUUCAGACAGAACGAUCAGUGAUGAUGAAUCAGAUGAGGAUAACUUCAUGAAAUUCGUAAGCGAAGAUAUCCACCAGUGUGCACUUUUAACAGCUGACUCUAUUAGUGACCCAUUUUUCCCCCGAACUACUCAGAUACUAUUGGAAUAUCAACUAGGGAGAUGGGUGCCACGUCUUCGUGAACCACGAGAUUUAUAUGGUGUCUCUUCUUCUGGUCCACUGAGCCCAACACGGUGGCCAUACCACUGUGAGGUCAUUGAUGAAAAGGUCCAGCAUAUCGAUUGGACUCCUUCUUUUCCUGAGCCAGUGUACACCCCAACAGGCCUAGAGAUGGAACCCCUUUAUCCAAACUCCAAGGAAAACACUGUAUUAUCUAGCUGAAGAUGGGCAGAAUAUGAGUACCAGCUGACCCUGCGCCCUGACCUCUUCACAAAUAAACACACCCAGUGGUACUAUUUCCAAGUCACUAAUACCCAAGCAGGAAUAGUCUACAGAUUCACUAUCAUCAAUUUCACUAAGCCUGCUAGUCUUUACAAUCAGGGUAUGCGCCCACUGUUUUACUCUGAAAAAGAAGCCAAGACUCAUAAUAUUGGCUGGCAGAGAAUAGGAGACCAAAUCAAGUAUUACAGGAACAACCAGGGACAAGAGGGGCAUCAUUAUUUCUCUCUCACAUGGACAUUUCAAUUUUCACACAACAAAGACACCUGCUACUUUGCUCACUGCUACCCAUAUACUUACACCAACCUGCAAGAAUACCUUUCUGCUAUCAAUCACGACUCCGUACGGUCCAAGUUUUGUAAAAUACAUGUCUUGUGCCACACAAUGGCUAGGAACAUGGUGUAUGUAUUAACGAUCACCACUCCCUUGAAGAACACAGACUCAAGAAAGCGAAAGGCUGUGAUUCUGACUGCAAGGGUCCAUCCAGGAGAAACCAACAGCUCUUGGAUCAUGAAAGGCUUCCUGGAUUAUAUUUUAGGAAACUCGAGCGAUGCGCAGUUGCUUCGGGACACUUUCAUCUUCAAGGUGGUACCCAUGCUGAAUCCGGAUGGUGUGAUUGUGGGAAAUUAUCGUUGUUCCUUAGCUGGACGAGAUUUAAACCGUAACUGUACAUCUCUCCUGAAGGAAUCCUGGUUUGGUAUACCAGACUGGUAUACCCAGAACAUGAUCCAUAGGUAAAAUAAGCCUCGAAUUACCUCUCUGCAUAUUUAGUAAACUUGGUAGUGAGAUUUUCGCUCUUACCAUCCUAUUCUUUUUACUCUAGCUUUUAAGGUUGCUUCACUGAUAGUUUAUAGCUACUUAGUUUUUUCCCAUUCUCUCCACUCUUCUCUCUGGCUUUAUGCCACUGGAUUCACUAGCCUUUUCUU